AUGGCCAAGAAAUCCAAAAGCCGUUCCUUUUCAGCUGCUGCGACCAACACCCGCCAUGACCCGUCAAGUAAGCCAAGCAAUAACAAGGCAGAAUAUCUCUUGCAAGGCCUACCCGACGCCGAACGACGUCAUUUGGAACGUUGCACGUUGGAUGCUUGUGCUAUUAAUAAUAAUAAUGCCAACAAGAGUGAUCGCGACUCUCUGGUGAAACAAGCCGUGUCCAUUUUGGAACAAGAGCAUUGUCUGGUGCUCCACAAUUGUUUGUCUUGCAACGAAAUUCAAGUACUGCAGGAGACGUACGGCGCCCUACGAGAACACGGACAAACGGCCAUUGGCGAAAAGGAUCCCACGAGACGGAGUGGUACUCGGCUCUACAAUUGCUUGUGUCAACUCGGUCCAGCAUGUGACUUUUAUGACUGGAAACCUGGAGCCGAACAAGCCAGAGCCUGUUUGAAUCCGAAGGCGUCAUCUACAUGUAGUGACUCUUCUUAUUAUGACUACCAGUAUUACCAACAACAACAACAACAACCCACCAAGAAGAAACCCCUGUGGAAGGAAAUUACGGAUCAUUUUCAUUUUACCCACAUUGCUCGCGUGGAAGUGGUGACCAGUCAUGUCGGGUGUCGUGCCCAAGGAUGGCACAUUGAUGGCGUUCAUGGGUUGACUGUCAUUAUGCCCUUGACAGAUGUGGGAGUCCGACAGGGUCCCACCGAAUUGGAUUUCAGCAUUGAUUUUGUCGGUCUUUGGGAAGGAGAUCCCAAAGUACGCAAUGCCGCUGACGCUGCCAAGCAAAUGCGAGCCGUCAUGCCGGCCGGAUCCGUCCUCCUCUUUAAUGCCAAUGUCAGUCAUCGAGGAUCCGCCAAUAUUGGACGGGUGGAUCGACCCAUUUGUGUCCUCGAUUGCAGUCUCGAAUCCACCUGUUUGGCAAAGGGAGGACCCAGAGAUGUUUGGUCGGUAUAA
Seminavis robusta is the source of this 960-nucleotide messenger RNA. The record is from the annotation of a GenBank genome assembly. Lineage: Eukaryota; Bacillariophyta; Bacillariophyceae; Naviculales; Naviculaceae.